This is a messenger RNA of Ectocarpus sp. CCAP 1310/34, 1239 nucleotides long. NCBI's taxonomy places the organism in Eukaryota, Phaeophyceae, Ectocarpales, Ectocarpaceae. The record is from the annotation of a GenBank genome assembly.
AUGGCUAUCUCUCAGCUUCAGGCGCUGGCAAAAUUCCGUGGGAUGCUAGACUUUAUCCUCCACCCGUCUUUUCCUGACACGAGAGGCAAACCUGUCGAAGAUGAGAGGCUGCAGAAGGUGACGGAGUGGGUGUCCAAGCNCUCUUUGUCCGCGCUGGCAAAAUUCCGUGGGAUGCUAGACUUUAUCCUCCACCCGUCUUUUCCUGACACGAGAGGCAAACCUGUCGAAGAUGAGAGGCUGCAGAAGGUGACGGAGUGGGUGUCCAAGCAGGAAGAUCCCAUUGAGGGCGAACUGCUGCCAGAUGCAUACCGGGGAAAGAGAGAUAAUGACGAAAGCGACAGCAGUACAGAUGUGGAGAUGGGAUCGGACAAGAAGGGAAGGCGAAGUUCGAAAGCCGUAGCCGGAGGGCGAUACAAGGAAAGGGGUGAUGAUGAGGAAAGCGACAGUAGUACAGACGCGUAUAUUCAAUCAGAUGAUAAGUGUAGGCGGGGUCCUAACGCCGGAGGCGGAGGACGAUCCAGGGGGAAGAGAGAUGAUGAGGGAAGCGACGGCGGUCCAGAUGGGGGCAAUGACCCGGAGAGCGAGUACGGCGAAGGAAGCGGGGGUGGUUCGGGCAGUAACAACAGUGACGCCUCGCGGGAGACGAGAGAAAGGCGGCAAAAACAACGGAAGCGCCACAUACGGCGAAGAAAGUCGAGGGAUUUGGUGCUGCUAGAAAGAGUAUCAAUGCGUCAUGUAACUCGGGCUGACGGUUUAUCUGUAGGUACGGGUGCCCUCGUCUGUUCGUCGUGGGCGUCGACGACGAGAAUCGCAGCUGAACUUUUGGGCGGGGCCUGCUGCGGUCUGAGUGUGAUCUCGACCGACGCUGAUCUUGCAAUGACGGCUGCAAUAGCCUCUUGCUGGCUAGGGACGCUGCAUUUGCACUGCUUGUGGCACGUCUUCAAGAACACCAAGUGGGCGUUCUGCUGCCGACCCACUGUCCUCGCUCUAGGCGUGGUUGCUACUCAGCGCACCGAAGGUUUGUUCGAGGUGGCAAAACGCUCGGGCGUCGAGAAUAAGCUCUCUUUGUGCGCUCUUUGGGAUCGCCUGCAACGUCUCAGCAAGAUGAUUGCCAUAGAGACUGCGAGGUUCGCGACACCUCCCCUUGGCGCUGGCGUGGCCUUCCGGGAUAUCCACGUGGAGAAUUUCUUCAGACGCGUGAAGCAGGAGCUCCCAGCCCGUGGAGCUAGCCAGUUCUAA